Mustela lutreola (European mink) is the source of this 2214-nucleotide messenger RNA. RefSeq names its product transmembrane 4 L six family member 19 (gene TM4SF19). The record is from RefSeq and is a predicted model, not a curated record. Gene Ontology annotation, cellular component: membrane. NCBI's taxonomy places the organism in Eukaryota, Metazoa, Chordata, Mammalia, Carnivora, Mustelidae. The coding region runs from base 1 to 630 and encodes 209 amino acids. The transcript is spliced from 4 exons.
AUGCUGUCCUCUCCUGAUGUGAUGACAUGCUCACGGACCUGCUCCCGCAUCCUGGGGCUGAGCCUCGGGACUACUGCCCUGUUUGCUGCUGGAGCAAACUUGGUGCUCCUCUUCCCUAACUGGGAUGUGACCUACCUGUUGAGGGGCCUUAUUGGCAGGCAUGCCAUGCUGGGCUCUGGGCUCUGGGGAGGAGGACUCAUGGUACUCACUGCAGCUACCCUCAUCUCCUUCAUAGGCUGGAGAUAUGGCUGCUUCAGUAAGAGUGGGCCCUGCCGAAGUACGUUCACUGCUCUGCUGUCCGGUAGCCUGGCUUUUCUUGGAGCCUUGAUUUGCUUUAUCACUUCUGGAGUAGCCCUGAAAGAUGGUCCAUUUUGCAUGUUUGAUGCCUCAUCCUUCAAUCAGACACAAUUUUGGAAAUAUGGUUACCCAUUCCAAGACUUGCAUAACAGGAAUUAUUUGUAUGAUGACUCCCUCUGGAACUCUGUGUGUCUGGAGCCUUCUAAAGCUGUCAUUUGGCACGUGUCCUUUUUCUCCAUACUCCUAUGCAUCAGCCUCCUCCAGAUUCUCUUGGUGGUCAUUCAUUUUUUCAACAGCUUCCUGAGUCUUUUCUGCAGCCUUUGUGACAAGUGAUAGGGAAUGUCCUUUCACGCGUGAGAGUUUUCCUCAGAACAGACCUUGAAUCUCUUCUGCAGAAUGGAUUAUAAACAAACUUUCCUUUUAGGUAUUCCUGUAGUGAUAAUAGCGGCAAUGAUUCCUUGCACUUGUGUUGAGUGAUAUAUGCAUUUUAAAUCACAUUGUAAACUGCAAGAUGAUGUAUCAGUAGAAGGAAUAAUUAGGUCAUUAUUAUUGUGCAGGAACUUACAGUUCAUCAAAUGUCCUCCAGCUGUGAUCUCAUUUCAGCCUCUUAACAACUCCAUAAAACUGGCCACAUGUCACAGAUAUGGAAGUUGAGGCUCCUAGAGCAUAAGGGACUUGCUGCCUAAAAGCACUCACCUGGGUUCAGGUAAAGUCAGCACCUGAGCUCUUAUCUUCUAAAUUCAAGUUCACCGGUUGUUAUGGAUGGAAUUGUGUGUCCUCAAAUCUCAUAGGUAGAAGCCCUAAGCCCCAAUGUGACUAUAUUUGUAGAUAGAACCUUUAAGAAGGUAAUUAAGGUUAAAUGAGGUCAUAAAGGUAGGACCCUAAUCCUUACAAGAAGAGGAUGAGAUACCAGAUCUCUCUUUACACACAAGCACAGUAGAAGAGGCCCUGUGAGGACACUGCCAGAAGGUGGUCACCUGCAAGCCAAGGAGAAGGUCCUCAGUAGAAGCCAGUCUUAUUGGUAUCUUCAUGUUGGGACUUCAAGUCUGAUUUAUUAGAAAAAUAAAUGCAUGUGGUCUUAGACCAUUCAGUCAGUACUAUUUUGUUAUGGCAGCCUGAGCUGAUUAAUUCACCAAUAUUCUCUUCUUUAGUGUUCAGUGCGGUUCAGUAAGUGCUGUACACUGGAGUUUCCACUGUGUGCACAGUGGAUCUAAAGAUGACUGAGGCAUAGUCCUUGACCUAGGACCCUGCCUUGUCCUUGAGGAGUUCAUGAUCAGGGUAGAGGAACAAACACAUCUAUAAAUAAUUUAAAUAUCCUAUGGUGAGGGCCAUGUUAGAGGUCAACAGGACACAGAGAGAGUUCAGAGGAAUAGCGAAACUCCAAGAAGAGGGUCUGUGAGAGAGCAAGGAAGGCACCCCUUGCGUCUGAGCUGGUUCUUGAAACUGCCCAGUGAAGAGGGGAGGAAGUGAUUCCACAGCAGAGGAAACAGCACACUCCGAGGCAUGGAGGGGACCCAUGGGAAGGAGAACUGUGGUGCCACAGCGGUUUCUCACGUGGGACGUGGAGAACAGAGCACCUCUCUUUGUUGCACUUCAAGAUCUUGGUCAGGAGCUAGUGCUGGAUGGUGAGUAGAGUCAGGAGUGGGGUGAAGGAGAUCCGCGCGGGAAAUUCUGAUGGGCAGGGAACAGGAGGAAGCAGGCAGCCUGGGAAGAAAUAGGAAGAUGGGCACUGGCAAGAGAAGAGGUAGUGGACAGGUCCAGCGAACGAGUUAGGGAACCAUGGGCUCUGGAGCCACAGAGGAGACAAAGCCAGGAAGGGAAAGUGUGGGCCCAGUUGUUGUUGUAUCCCCUCCAUGGUCCCCAGGUCAGGGAGGAGCCGCUGAAGCACCCGAUGCCUCCAGAAUACAGGAAUUCCUC